Messenger RNA from Strongylus vulgaris, 327 nucleotides. Lineage: Eukaryota; Metazoa; Nematoda; Chromadorea; Rhabditida; Strongylidae. The record is from the annotation of a GenBank genome assembly.
GAAAUACCAGCAACAGCAGCAGGAUUCGAGUACUGUUGGUUACCGUAUGAGCAGGUUUGUGCAGCCGCAGAGUUUAAGGUGGACCGUAAUCCCAUUCCAUUAAAGGCCUCGCGUUACGAAGAUAAAGAUUUUGCACCCGUUCAUAUGAGUUAUGUCGCUCCUUGCGUUAUCAAGAAUGACAAAUUCGAAUAUCUUGGAAGCGUAAAUAUGAAAAAAGAACGUGCCGAAGUUGGAUUUGAUGGUCGCGUGAUAACACUAGAUGGCCCAAAAAUUCGACAGCUUAUGGUUUUAUGUAGAAAAGAUCGUGACGACACUAUGACGAUCUAA